AUGGACUUUGAUGAUGAAUGUGCAGAUGAAGAGCUACAGGUGGCGGGAAAUGACCAUGAUGAUCCACCGCAACAGGAAGAUGCAUCCAGGAGGAAGAGACGACGAUUCACUUCGAACUCCGGAAGCGGCCGAGAUGCUGUGAAGACUUGUUUUGUGGCAUCAUGCAGCGAAACGUGCGCCAAGGGAAAGAAGUGGUGUGCAACCCACAACAGCUUCUAUGAUUCGAUGAGUUACCAUGCCAAAAAGAACAAAGAGACCGAGAUAUUCAACCAAGUCAUGAGUGAUGCACUUGAAGCUGACCGAGCAUUCAAGCGAUUCAUGGACGACAAUCCUGAUCAAGGAAGGUGGUCCCGGAAGAAGUUCAUCGAGUGGAGCCAGUUCAAAAAGGAGCACUCUUUGUCAUUAGUUCACACUGACCGCCGUGGCGCCAAGCCGUUUGAGAAGAAAAAAUCAUCUAGCCGCGUUGAAACGUCCGCGGCAGAGAAGCGCUUGGGAGAUGAUGACCGGGAGUUGAUGCUGGACCAGGUCAUGAAGGGUGGCACGCCGAACGAUGUUGAUGAUCGGUUUUUCACUGAGGCAGUAGGUCGAGAAGAAGCAGAAGGCAACAGCAAUACACCAGAAAAAUCCCAUGUGAAGCGUGAGCCAGAUGCUUCACCUGAAAAAACCGAGACGCCAGAAGAAAAAAAAAAGAAAGCAAAGAUUGCAAAGCUAUCCAGUGGGGCCUCUUUGUGCAGUUUCCGAGCCGGUUUGCUUGACAAGUUUGUGGAAGGUGUGAAAAUUCGAACAGAGAAGAUGCAACUUGCAGCUGACAAGAUCAAGGAAGCACAGGAAAAGCUAUCGAAAUCUCUUGGAUCUCAACAGGAUGCAUGUGGCGAAGUGGUGGCUUCUUACAACACAAUGCUUCAGGCAUGUGAGAAUAUUUGUAAGGCCUGGCUGGAUUCGCUGCCUUCAGAAGCUUUGAAGCUAGCCCCAAAGGUUGAAAAGAAGAAGGAAAUUGAAGAGGGAGAUGACUACGUCAAGCCAGAGGUGCCAGAUGCAGUUGAGCAAAAGCAUCAGCAUUUUCUUCAGUUGGUAAAGAAUGCAGAGCUACAGAUUCGGCUUUGCAACGGUGACUUGGAGCUGAUUUCCCUUGUGAUGUUGGAGUUCUACCAGCACUUGCUGUCAUCUGCCUCAUCACCUGCAUGGCUGGUGGCGUUUGAAUCAGAAUGCAAGUCUCUGUGGUCAGUGCAGGAUGUAUUUCAAAAGUCUUUGGUCAGAAUCUCAACCGAUGUCCUUAGCUACAUUAGCCAGAAAGAACGCACCGCUGCCAGAAACCAGGAGAGGAAGCGCAAGGAGGAUGAGAGCCGAGCUGCAAAGACGCAAAGAGCACAAGCCAAGGCACAU
Messenger RNA from Cladocopium goreaui, 1383 nucleotides. Lineage: Eukaryota; Dinophyceae; Suessiales; Symbiodiniaceae. The record is from the annotation of a GenBank genome assembly.